Girardinichthys multiradiatus is the source of this 8205-nucleotide messenger RNA. RefSeq names its product solute carrier family 41 member 3-like. Lineage: Eukaryota; Metazoa; Chordata; Actinopteri; Cyprinodontiformes; Goodeidae. Gene Ontology annotation, molecular function: monoatomic cation transmembrane transporter activity. The coding region runs from base 434 to 1897 and encodes 487 amino acids. Gene Ontology annotation, biological process: monoatomic cation transport. The transcript has 12 exons. Gene Ontology annotation, cellular component: plasma membrane. The record is from RefSeq and is a predicted model, not a curated record.
CUGCACAAGUUGAGGAGCAAUUUUUCACUCCAAAUCUGCUCCAAUCAGAGGGCGCCAGGCUGUGUAACUGUUGUUACCGUGACAGCUGUAUUAUGGGAUGUACAUAUGGCUGCUUCCAGGGAAGAAAUGGACAGGACCAGAAAACAUUUACGCUGGGAUUUUUGUAAAGAUUUGCGGUCUUGUACAUGAAUUAGGACACCGUGUGAGAAUGCUGGGACUCCGUGUGGACAUCUCUGUGUACUGCUGUUUUAAUUCCGCUGUUUAAACCCAUUCUGGCCGUUUUAACGAAUCAACGAUAAAUAAAUCUAGCACUGCUAACAGGAUCUCGCUUGAACAAAUUAAUUCAAAGGGAAUAAAUUGGGAACUUUUUUUCCCAUAUGCAAAAACAGAUUAAAUCAAACCAACCUGCCUUGUGAAAACCAAUACAGCCGCCAUGCCCGGUGAUGAUAAACCACAACAGGCCCGGCACAGGAAGAAGAACAAAAAGUCCCGCUCCAAGGGGAAGGGUCCUGGUGGGAGUCCCAGCGCUCAUCUUCAAGACAUCUUAGAUGCAGAUGAUGAUCUCAUAUCAUCCUGUCUUCAACCGCCUUCUCCUAAAAAGCUGCUUGAGGAGAGGCCUAAAGUGUCCAUCGCCGAAGUGGAGGAGGAAUCGGCCAUAGCGAUCGGUCUUCAGGUACUUUUCCCCUAUCUGCUGGCCGGGAUGGGGAUGGUGAUGGCUGGCAUGGUGCUGGACAACGUACAGCACUGGGAGGUGUUUAAGGUGAUAACUGAGGUUUUCAUCUUGAUUCCUGCUCUCGUUGGGCUCAAAGGAAACCUGGAGAUGACCCUGGCUGCUCGGCUUUCCACCGCUGCCAACACGGGCCAAAUGGAUGACCCGGACAAACAAUGGACCAUGGUGUGCAGCAACCUGGCUCUUAUUCAGGUUCAGGCCACAGUGGUGGGAUUCCUGGCGGCAGUGGCAGCCAUCUGUUUAGGUGCAAUCUCCAGGGGAGGUGUAGAACUGGAUCAGGCAGCCGUCCUGUGCGCCAGCAGCAUUACCACUGCCUUCGUUGCUGCUCUGUCCUUGGGCCUGGUGAUGAUCGGAGUGAUCAUAGGCUCCAGGAAGGUGGGAAUCAACCCAGACAAUGUGGCCACGCCCAUUGCUGCCAGCCUGGGGGAUCUAAUCACACUGUCCCUGCUGGCUGGGGUCAGCAGCACACUCUACGAGUACAUAGAAAUCUGGUACCUAUCUCCUUUGGUGUGCCUGGUUUUCCUGGCUCUGAUCCCACUGUGGGUGGUGUUGGCCCGAAAAAGUCCACAGAUCAGAGAGGUUCUCCGCUCAGGCUGGCAGCCUGUUAUAGUAGCCAUGUCCAUUAGCAGUUUUGGAGGCCUUAUACUGGACAAGACAGUGAGUGACCCCAACUUUAAGGGGAUGGCAGUCUUCACACCUGUUAUUAAUGGAGUGGGUGGAAACUUGGUGGCCAUCCAGGCCAGCAGGAUUUCAACAUACCUGCACUUCUGGAGUGACCCAGGUGUGCUGCCCAGCAAAAUGAGCCGACACUGGCCCAAUCCGUGCAUCACCUUCUUCUCUUCAGGGGUGAACUCUAAGUCAGCGCGGGUGCUGCUGAUGCUGGUCAUACCCGGGCACCUCGUCUUCCUCUAUGCCAUCUCUCUGCUGCAGGGAGACGAGGCUCCUGUCACUGUAGCCUUCACCAUCUGCUACUUGUGUGCCGCUCUGCUCCAGGUGGCCAUCCUUCUCUAUGUUGCUGAUCUCAUUGUCCGUUUGAUGUGGAGAAGAAGUCUGGACCCCGAUAACUUCUCCAUCCCCUACCUGACAGCUCUGGGGGACCUGCUGGGCACCGGGUUCCUGGCCCUCUGUUUCCGCUGCGCCUCACUGAUUCAGAGUUUGAGCAUGUGACGAUUUUCCCGCUAAUCUCUGAACCUUGAGACAACACCUGUCUUAUUGCAUCACUUUUUAUGUCUUCUAAAACAAGUUUUAGAGUUUAUCACAGAGCUGGUUCAAACCAAACCUUUACUUUCACACUCUAGCACCUCCAUGAUCUGCCUUGUUUCAGUCCUUUAUUUGAGAUAGCAUGUGUCAUAGCUCGUUUACAUGCUGAUAGAUUUCCUGCACUUACUGCAUUGUAGUUUGGUUCCUUCUGUUUGCCAGAGGUGCAUCAGCUGGGUCACUUGGUCUGUUUCUGGACUUCAGUUGGAGGUUAGAUAUUCUUAAAAAGAAACUUUCAGUGUUCAUUUUUAGGUGGGCAUUACCUAAACCAUAUGUGCUUGAGAACAUAGAGGCUGAUAUACAGAAAACUAGCUGGAAUUUAAUGAAGAGUUCAGAGUUUGCAUCAUGAUGGUGCCCAUUAGGUGAAGUAGAUGGGGGAUGUUUUGUUAUCUUUUUUUAAAGGUUCUUAUCUCCAUUACUCUUCACAGAAUGUACUUUUACCACUAAGAAUGAUCAAAAUCAAAUCAAAACAAUUUGUUGUCAUUCUAUAACUGAAAGAGCUGCACAGAGAAAUCAGCUGAUGACCUCCAUUACCCUAUUUUCAUCCUGACCAGCAGUGACCAAAGGCUAGCCAGUCGGAAACUCAAAAAUAAGUUUGUUUGUUUUUUUCGAUCAGUGAACACACCAUCUUCUUUGUGGAGGUUGUUACCAUGGUAAAGAUACACAGCUUAACCUAUUUUAGUCUCAGUAAAAUAGCAAGAAUAAUAAGCUUUAGGCCAAUUUUACAUAGGAAGUGCUUUAAAACCCAUUAGUGUAUAUGUGUUGCGACCUGCAACUUGCGCUCCAGUUAAAUGUGUUUGAACUUGAACGCAGCAGUUCCAGUCAGAAAGAAUCAUGUGUCUAUGCUCUGAUUGGAAACCUAACAUUUUGUUUUGGACUUUACUUUGACAGCCAUGUGAAAGGCCGCCACACUGCUCUCCAGUCAGUAUCAAGUGAGAUCAGACUUUCGCAACUCAACCACAGUAUCGCUUUCUUCUUCCUCAUAUUUAGUGAAUAUACAUGAUCUUUGGCACAUAACAUGCUGUGUUCAAUCAGCGGUAUGAAAACAUUUAGGACCCAGCACAGCCAAACCUGGAACCAAUUUCUCUGUGCGCUCUUCUCCCUUGGCUUGAUUCCAACAGUAGUUGCAUUGCUUGCAACUCUCUACGUGAACACAUCCUUAAAGGGGUAUUUUGGAUUGUUUGAAUCGAGGCUCUUUAAAGUUAUUUUUAGUAAUAGUUUUCUUACCUCCGAUAGAAAGAUGUCAUAUUACCAUGAAAGUCCUAGGAGUGGUAGAUGGUGAACAGCUGAUCUGACAUACACUGCCUGUUUUAGCUGACUUUAGCAAUUUAAACCAAUCAAAAAUGAAAUUCUUUGUUGUUUUGGAGCAACUGAUAGCCAAAACUUAUUUCAACAAAGUUGUUGCUUAUUGAUUCUUUUAAGUUUUCAAUCUCUGUUGGUUUUGGAGACGCUGGCAGUCUUUUGGGAACCUCAGAGUUAAAAGGUCAAUAUUUUCUAGGAAAUACUCACUGAGACUGCUGUUGCCAAUCAGUAGUUCUAAUCAUGCUAACUGCUAAUAGAAGAUAUAAAAGUAAAUUGGUAAUUAGGUCUUAAAUUAGUAAGGCGCUGUUUUACAGUGAAUGCUCUCUUGCGCACAGACAGCGAUGUUGCCUCUUUUCCAAAAAUAAAUAAUUACCGAUCUCUGAUGACAGGAGAUCAGAUAGGAUUGGAAGCAAAAUAACUAAGCCAGGGGAUUUUAGUUAAUUUUACUGUUGUUCCCCAGGUCAUCCAUACAUCUUUGGUCUGCCAACCGAACUGUGUCAAGCUAUGAACCAUUCUUCUACGCAUUGAUGAGCACAAAUGAUCAUGGUGAAAAGAAAGUACACAUUGGGUGAGAGGCAGGUACACCCCUGGAGAGGUCGCCAGUCCAUGACAGGGCAACACAGAGGCUUACAUAAUUGACAAACUUGCAUGCAAACACACACACACACCUAAGGGCAAUUUAGAGAGACCAAGAGUUUUGGACUGAGAGUCCAAGGGAGGAAGCCAGAGUAUCCAGAGAGAACUCCCUCAUGCGCAGAGAGAACAUACAAACUCCGUGCAGAAAGAGCCCAGGCCAGGAUUCAAACCCAGAACCUUGCUGCAAGGCAACAGUGCUAAACACUUCGCCACCUUGCAGUCCAAUGGCAGAUUCCAACAUUUGUCUAGAUUUAUUUAUUUACAAAAGAAAAUGACGCCAAAAUGGAAAAGCCGAGCUUGAAAAACUAAGCACACCCUAAGAUUCAAUAGCUUGUAGAAGCACUGUUGGGAGUGAUGACUUUAUCAGAUUCGAGCCUUGCUGUGGAGGACUGGGUUCUCUUCUGUAUACACAACAUUAAUUGAUUAUUGCAUGUCUCAGCUUUAGCCAUCACCAUCACCCCUCCAACACUGUGCUUCACAGUUGUAUAAUAUGUGCUGUGUUUGGUUAUGGUCAAACAUUCUUACUUUAGACUUAACACUGUCUAUGGAACAUUGUUCCAGAGGUUUGGUGUUUUAAUCAGACGGAACUUCAUGCUGUAAUGUUCUCGUUAUUUCUUUAAAGCACAAAGGCUUUCUCCUGGCAACCUUUCCAAACAAGCCGUACUUGUUCAGUCGUUCUCUAGCUGCUCUGUCAUGAACUUUUCACAUCUAAGUCGCUAAUUGAAGCUUGAAGAUUCAAAGACUGGAACACUUGUUUUUUUUUUUUUUUUUUACAAUUUUCAAGAGUAAUCCCAUCACCACCUAGCUACCGACCAAGCUUUCCCAAGCUACUCAAAAAUGCAUAUAACUGUAGUUUUUUGGUCUGUCAUUAUUCUCUGUUUCAUUUGAAUUUAACAUUUUCCAUCUCUUUCCAAAACACUGUGAAGCCUGAAAACGAGUCUACAUGUCACUACCUUUACAGCAACUUAUUAGACGUUUCAGUAUUUUAUACGUUAGUUCUUCUGUUGCCAUUUAAGGUAAAAUAAACACUAAAUUGAGGAGUUUUCAGUUUUUGUUUGAGUGUUGACAUGGACUGCCUGGCUGCAGAGUUUUGAGUAUUCCUUCAGUACUUAACGAUUAACGAUCCCUUUAUCCCCUUUAGACAUCACACAGCCAACACGUGUAUGGAGUACACAUGUUCCAAAAUGCAUGUGUGUGCUCUAACCUUAACACAGGAGCUUUAAUGAGAUCCAUAAAGGUAGACAUGCACCACACAUCUGGCAUAGCCGAGGUACGAAAACAACCUGUCUUACCUGGUGACUAAAGGUUUACAAUGAGGUAAACUGGUGUUAGUCGUGCUUUGCUACAAGCUUUUAGUGUGACACCGAUAUACACUACUGCAGUAUAUUUCACUUAACCUUGCAGUGUGGGGUCUGUCUGUUAACUGUGAUACUGUGAGAAUUAGACCACAGCUAAGGUUGUGUUGUACCAGCACAAAUGUGUCUUUAUAAGCAGGGUUGGAUGAUAGAACCUGGAAAUGUAUAAACAUAUCACCAAAUAUUAGUCAGUCUUAGUCAUACAAAUGAGUUCUGAAUCUUUCUGUUAGUCAUGUGUUGAAUCCAAUGAGUUUUUACAGUGAAAUGACUCAAAAUGAUCCCGUUCUGUAUUUUAUCAGAUACAUCAACAAAACAGAGAGCUUAUGGGAAAAUAUGUUGAGAGUCCACACACUAGUUCAAACUGGGGUGGAAGUUUACGUGUACAAAACUGUGCGUAGACAUGUCACCGCACACGCAGCCUUCAUACAUCCCAAUAUGCGGUGGAUUUGACGUAGCUGCACGUGGCACCUGAACCGCCCGGUCCCCGCCUCUAAAUACAUAUGCAAAGUGGAAUAAAUAGCAGGAAGUCACUCAUCACGAGCCCAAAUAACCAUGGCAACGGUGCUGUGACAGUCAAAGAACCGGCUCCUGUCGGCGGGAAAAAGAGACUGUAUCUACUCACCAUGAGGGAUUGUUUAUAGCGAAUUACAGCAAACCAACAACUUCUUGAAUGACUCAAACCUGACUUAAAAUGAAAAUGAGGCUAAUUGUGAAUUAGUUUCAUCACUCUGGUUUAAACCAUAAAAGCUCAAACUCAUGAAAAAAACAUCAGGUUUGAUGCUCCAUGAAUUAAAUAAAACUGAACAUAGUCAUGUUUCAGUGUAUUUAGGUGAGUUCUAGUUCUGUGUAGUUUAUUUUCGUCCAUUGAGAAGGUUUGCGUGGCUUUCGCACAUUUUCACGGCAGGUCAAAAGUUUGGGUGGAUUUACGCACACUUUUACGCAGCGUUCAUUUAUGUACAUGCCAAGUUGUGCGUAAAACAUUGUGCCGCAAGAUUUGUAUGUAUACUUGCGUACAAAAAUCAGUCCAUAAGGCCCCUGGACUAGAUCGCAUUGAAGCUCAAGCUCAGGAAGAAUGGUGGUCACAUCACAAUGAAGGAAAAUAUAAAGUAGGGAGCAGAGCCUGGAUUAAAUGCAAUUGUCCUUGCAGUACUGAACAGUAACAUCGCAAUGUCAUGUUUUCCAAACGUGCAGUUUUAGGUUAAACCAAAGCAGAUUGUGUUUUAAUGGCCCAGUCAAAGUUCAGACCUAUUUCUAUGCAUAUUUUUUUUUUCCAAGACUUGAAAAUUGCUUCAUAGAAGUUCUUGAAAUAUGAAAAGCUUUGGAAGGUGCUGUCAUAAAACAACAGAUGAAAUGCAUACAGAUUUAUGCCAUGUGUUCAUGGUCUGCACACUUUCAACUUUAGAUGAUAGUGACCAGUAUGCUAUCACUCAGACAAUGAUGGCAGAAGAGAAAGAUAAACGUGAGGAAAAUAUAAUGUUACAAUAACAUUACAAUCACAUUUUCCUAACACUGUGUAGCCCUAAUUAGCUUAAUCUUUCACCCCUGUUUACAUCAGGGUUUACAGACUGUUACCAUCUAGCGGCUUGUAUUUGGCUGUAUGGUAACCCAAGAUUUCAGGCACCGAAUAUCUCUGUUUGUGCACAGAAUAAAAAUAUUUUCUUCUAAAGUUUGAACAAAGCAAGGCACAUUCUUGAGCUAACUGCUAAAUUAAGCUAAAAAGUGGCCACUUGCCGGUAUAAUCGGGGUAACAAAUUUCCAAUUGGGACCCCACAUUGCUGACGGUACUUUCAAAGUUAACAGACCAAUUAGCAAUUUAGGGAUGGCUGAAUAAAUCUACACGUAAAUAUUUAACAACAUGUACUAGGCCUACAUGUGUUGUUUAGCUGUUUCACUUUUCUUAUUAAACUGAGAAACAAAACACGUUUUUUUUUAAAUAACAUUUUUGGGAUUUUUACCUUUUUAGAUGUGGUUUAUCAUCCAGCUCUGUUUCUUAGAAGUGUGUGAUUGUCUGAUAUUUAACUUGCACAUUUGUAUUAAAAGUAGCGAUGCACCAGUCAGUAACAGCCAGUAAUUGAAAUUGGCCAAUAUUUCUCUGAUCAUCUCUGAUCAGUAACUGGCAGGUGAAGCACAGCAAACUAGGAAACAUGAAUUGAAAUGUAAAAAUAAAAAAAAAACAUUUAAUUUUUAGAAAAAUAGAAUAUUCUCUGAUGGACUUUUUUGUUUUCUCUUUAGUACAAACUAGACUAAGGUAAUGGAGAUGUUUCAUGCAUGAAUGGGCAUAAUUUUGUAAUCCCUUCAUUUUCUGUUGGAUUCAAAGUUACUACCUCUAUUAAGGAAUCGCCAGAAUAUUUUUACUGUUAUAAUCAGCAUUUGAUUAAAUCGUUUAUUAAAUCAUUUAUUUAAAAAAAGUUUACACAAAUAACUAUGUGCUAUUGUCCUAAAACAGAAAACUGGAAGUGACUGAAGUCAUAAUUGGCAGGUCAGACCUAAAAGGAAACUGAAAAUCGCUAUGGGUCGGUAAAAGCCUGAUCGGUGCAUCUCUACUUACCAGUAGUUUAAAGCUGCCUUAAAAUCAAAGUGAAUGUUAACUGUGUCAUUACUUAAAUCUCAUUUUGUCCAUGUAAAAAUGUUUAGAAUGUUGCAUCAGUGUUUGCUUUCCAUAGGCAAAACUUGAAUGAAUUUCAGUGUUGACACUGCCAUAUGUUGAGAUAAGGCCUUUUAAAAUGGUUUCACCUCUGCAUCUGUACCAAUGCUGUGUCAUGUCUAACCUGUAAACAGUUUUGUUUUAAUAAAAACCGACUGUUGGGUGUGCUACUUUGCCACCGUCACCUAUAUGAGAUUAAACAAGUAGGUAAAAUCCAGAACUGUAGAAAGUGUGUAUUUUCACUGUUUAACUUAAUAAAACACACCUUAUGAUGAGGGUUA